Messenger RNA from Peronospora matthiolae, 498 nucleotides. The record is from the annotation of a GenBank genome assembly. NCBI's taxonomy places the organism in Eukaryota, Oomycota, Peronosporomycetes, Peronosporales, Peronosporaceae.
AUGUCCAGUACGAACGCUGCCGCUACUGCUGCUUCUACUUCGGACAACAAGCAGACCGUCACCUUGCUCCCUACGGAGGUGCGGUGUUCGUAUCCGAGCAAGCUCUGCAAUAACCACCGCGCCGUGAAGGACAACGGAGACCUGCACAAACUAUGCGACUUCCACCGCAAGAAAGCCAACGUGAACCAGCAACGCAUGCAGCAAAAGCGCCGUCUCAUUCGUCAGCAAAUGGUCGAGCGCAAGAAACGUUUCAUGGACGCGGCUCAAGUGCCCAUGGAGUACAAUGCCGUCACCAACAUGAUGGAGCCCAAGGAGCCGAUUUGUGAUCUCUCGCGCGAGGAGGUGAUGAUGCUCGAAUCCAUGCUCUUCGACGACGAGGACAGCGAAGGCUGUGCAUUCACUGACGAAGACCUGACGUACACGGCAAGUUACCCGAUGAGCAUGGCAAUGGGCUCCUACGCGGCAUCAAGCCUGCCUUCUGGCAACAUGUCCCUGUAG